This is a messenger RNA of Caenorhabditis briggsae, 1362 nucleotides long. The coding region runs from base 1 to 1362 and encodes 453 amino acids. The transcript is spliced from 8 exons. The record is from RefSeq and is a predicted model, not a curated record. NCBI's taxonomy places the organism in Eukaryota, Metazoa, Nematoda, Chromadorea, Rhabditida, Rhabditidae.
AUGUCGCUAGUUCCGAAAGAUUAUCUAACCGACGUUUCAAUCCGAGAUACUAAACUAGCAGUCAAAGCAUGUUGUUCGAUUUGUAUGGAAGAGUUCGACUCGAACAUUCACCUCCCAAAAGUGUUGAAAUGCGGUCAUACAUUCUGUAGAAGCUGUCUGGAUAAAGCAAUUUCGUCGGUUCAAGUUUCGCAUUAUGGCGGUGGAGAUGUUAACACUUUGUUCUUCUGUCCGCUCUGCCGUAGAUCAGAGGAAAUUCCGAAUACGGGAGCAUCGGACUUUCCAAACAAUCAUCAGUUGCUCGAUGUAGUCGCAUCAAAUGAUUCUCGCUUCUUGACGUGCAACGUCUGCAAAAUGACUGGAUCUGAGUCUACUUUCCAUAUUUGUCGUGAAUGCACUCUGUCCGAAAAAGACUACGACAUUCAAAAAAUUAUUGGCAAUGAAGAACCACCGCUUCAUCCAGACAAUUACGCCACCUGCUCAACUUGUGUUCUCAAGCUACACAAUACCCCGGGGCAUACCGUAGUUGAAUAUGCACUAAUCAGAGUAAUUUCAAUCUUCAAACAGAACAAUAUUUUAAAUAUUUUAUUUCAGAUUCACUAUGAUUUCACAAAGAAUUUGAAUAGUGUAGCAUUUCUAAAGGCACGAAUGGUCAAAGAAUCGGCCGACGCUCGCCAGGUCCUCGGAACAAUUCUUGAUCGGGUUGCUCAGAACGGCAAAGAAGUUGAAGAAAUGGUGGCACUGAUGAAGAAAGCUAAAAGCAGCCAAGGAUUGAGUUUGAUUUUCAAUAAGUACCAGAAAGAGAUGACAUCAAACAUCACAAUCAUGGAAGUCAUAUCAAAAGAAGGCAAAAGGUUGAACGAUAUGGUCACCACAAAGUCAAAUCUUCUUGAGAGAGGCAAUGCAGAGAUCAGUGGAGUUCACUGUUUCGCAGAACCGCCGGACAUAAAAGAGAUUCUCAAAAUUUCGGAUACUGUCCAGAAUCAGCCGUCCCCAGAUGAAAAUAUGGAUAUUUUAGAUUCCGAGGAAGCUGAGGAAGCUGAUACUCAGCCGCAAACAACCGAAGCUUCGGCCGAAGAACCAGCGUUGAGACGAAGCAUUUCUCAACAAACUCUCCCAGAUCAUCAACAAGAAUCACAUGUCAUUGAUCUUGUUUCCAAUGAAGAGAGCAUCUGGAACAUUCUGGGUUCAACCUGGGAAACUAUCUGUUACAACAUUAAUCGUAUUCACCAAGUUUUGAAUCAUGGAGCUAACAUUCGUAACAGAAACAAUUAUAAUCAAGAGGUUAACGAGAUCAGUCCAUACAUGCUCGCAGUGCCAGUCUUUGCUCUCCUGGCAAUCCUCAUAUAUAUGAUCGUAUUCUAA